AUGUCUGUUGCUAAAUAUGUUGAGGAGCUGGGAUCGAUCCUGAGUUCCGAAGAAACCAUUCUCCCAUCUUCGGAUCUGUACAGGACCCAGUCUUUGCCGUGGGCGGCCCAGACAGACCUUAAACCUGCAGUGGUCAUUCGUCCUACGAGCAUCGAAUCGUUGAGCAAGGCCUUGGCAUAUCUUUCGACGACAGACUUGAGCCUCGGCAUUCGAAGCCAAGGUGUUGGCUCAGCUUCAGCAAAGGAUAUCCCGAUAAGUAUGACAACAUUUGAUGAAGUCGACUUUGACCGGCAGAAUGAAAUUGUGACGGUCGGCGCCAAUACUAUGAGAAGAUCGACAAAAUUGGCCCCGGUUAUGCAAGCCAGUUGUCCAAUUGAGGGCCACCUGAAGGCCCAUUUCUCUAGUCGGAAAUAUCAUCUCUCCUCGGAAUUUGGGUUGACAUCAGACCGGGCCAAUAUGCUUGAUGCGCAGGUUGUCAAAGUUGAUGGGACUGUUCUCUGGGCGUCCGAAGACCCAGAACUGCUCUGGGGAAUAAGAACGACAAAUGGUGCAUUUGGCGUGAUCACUCGCUUCAAACUUCGAGCUCGCAAGUAUCAAGCCGAGGUCUGGGGUGGAAACAUCCUAAUCCCGAAGACAGAGCUUCGAGCUGUUGUCAGAGGCAUUGCUGCGAUGGUCGCAAGGCCUCUAAAUCCUAAGGUUGCCUUCUAUCUCUUUGUAAUGAAAAAUAAGCAGUUGACGCAUAUGGGAGCCAAAGAAAAUAUGUUAAUGGUCCAUGCAUUUGCCGCGCUUGGUGAGACACACGGCAGAAGUGGCGAUGGCUUUAAAUGGGCCCUAGAUUGUCCGGGGGCAGUUGACACUACUAAGGUAGUGAGUCUGUCGUGUAUGGCCAAACUACAAGCCAAGGGCGCCGCAAACGUUUGGUGGGCGUCAAUAGCAUUAAGCAGAUUGGAUGAGGCGACACUCCUUCGAGCAUUUGACUGGUAUGAUGAUGCUGCAGCUUCGCCUGGAGCAGUGGGGAAGCGGGCUUCGUUAUUGUUCGGGUUUUUCACCACUCGAGACUCUGACGUCGAAUACCGAUUCCGCUUGGCCACGUCCUCGAGGGUUCCAGCACAAGAUAACGCUCCGCGCCGGGACGGAUAUCGGGGCGUGCCUUGA
This is a messenger RNA of Cladophialophora bantiana CBS 173.52, 1155 nucleotides long. RefSeq lists its product as uncharacterized. Gene Ontology annotation, molecular function: FAD binding. The record is from RefSeq and is a predicted model, not a curated record. Lineage: Eukaryota; Fungi; Ascomycota; Eurotiomycetes; Chaetothyriales; Herpotrichiellaceae. The transcript has 5 exons. Bases 1 to 1155 code for a protein of 384 amino acids.